UCAUCAAAGCGGAAGCAGAAUAAAUAAAGGCGGGACUGUGCUUGCUAAUUAGCGCCAUUUUCCACGAGAAGAAAUGUUCUUCCUGCACUUCCUUCUGCACAUCUUCGUGACUUCCGCCGACGUCAACGUCAACAUCGGCGCUCACUUCGGGACUAAAAGCCGCUACGAGGAGGUGAACCCGCACCUGCUGGCCGACAUCCUGGCCGUCAAUCACUCCAUCCUGCGGCCUCCCACCACCGAGCGCUGCUCCCCGGUCCAUGUGAGCGCCCUGGUCCGGCACGGCAGCCGCUACCCGACCGUCAACAACGUCCGCGCCAUCCGGAAGCUGAGCGACUUGCUCCGGAGCCAAAGGCCGCAAGAGGGGACGGCAUGGAGGCGGGACAUCCUGGAGGGAUGGCGGAUGUGGUACACUGACGACAUGGACGGUGAGCUGGUCCACAAAGGUAGAGAAGACAUGCGUCACCUGGCCAGGCGUCUCUCCCUGCUCUUACCUUCUCUGCUGGGGGAGGAGCCAGUGCGCAGGGGGCGUGUCCAGCUGCUGAGCAGCUCCAAGCAUCGUUGUGUCAGCAGCGUGGAAGCUUUCCAGGAAGGACUUCACCUGCAAGCACACCUGUCACACGUCGACUACAGCCACAGAGUGGACGACCAGCUGCUGCGCUCCUUUGAGCGUUGCCCUGGUUACGUGGAGGGCGUGGAGAAGAACCACACGGCGCUGGCCGAGGUCCACAAGUUCCGAGACGGCCAGGAGAUGGACGGCGUGAGGACCAAGGUGGCGGACAAACUCGGCCUUCCUGGCCACAGCUUGACAGCAGAUCUGCUGGAGGCGGCGUUCUUCUUGUGCUCCUACGAGCUCGCCAUCAAGUCCCAACACUCGCCCUGGUGCUUCCUGUUUGACCAGGACGACGCUCAGGUUCUGGAGUACAAGUUGGACCUGAAGCAGUACUGGAAGCGUGCGCACGGUCACGCCAUCAACAGCCUGUCCAGCUGUCCACUCUUUCAUCACAUCUUCAGGACUCUGGACAAGGCGGGACGACCCCGCAGGUCCUCAGAGGCGUCCCCAGAGCCCGCCUCCAUUCUGAUUGGCCACGCAGAGACGCUCCUCCCCCUCCUCGCCCUGCUGGGACUUUACAAGGACCAGGCUCCGCCCACUGCAGACAACUACCACGCACAGCACGGUCGAACGUUCCGAACAAGCAAGAUCGUCCCGUACGCCGCCAACGUGCUCUUUGUGCUCUACGACUGCCAGCGAGGACCCCGACUUCAGUUGCUCGUCAACGAGACCCCGGUUCGAUUCCCGGGACUGUGGGCAGAGGACGCGCCGCUGUACCGUGACGUCCGCGCGGCGUACCGCCACCUGCUGGACGGCUGCGACUUCCAUAAAGAGUGUCACGGCGCCCACGGCGGCCGAGGACCCAACACGGAGCUGUGAUGCACGCUCCCAGUCUUUUCACAAUAAAAGUCUUGGACCAGA
Messenger RNA from Entelurus aequoreus (snake pipefish), 1471 nucleotides. Its product is annotated as multiple inositol polyphosphate phosphatase 1-like. The record is from RefSeq and is a predicted model, not a curated record. Gene Ontology annotation, molecular function: acid phosphatase activity; inositol phosphate phosphatase activity. NCBI's taxonomy places the organism in Eukaryota, Metazoa, Chordata, Actinopteri, Syngnathiformes, Syngnathidae. The transcript is spliced from 7 exons. Bases 74 to 1429 code for a protein of 451 amino acids.